Pimephales promelas (fathead minnow) is the source of this 2176-nucleotide messenger RNA. NCBI's taxonomy places the organism in Eukaryota, Metazoa, Chordata, Actinopteri, Cypriniformes, Leuciscidae. The record is from RefSeq and is a predicted model, not a curated record.
UGACAGGUGUGUUGAAGAGACGCGCCAUUAUAAUCGAGCUCUUUUUAUCCUCAUAUUAUUCUACUACUGGCUUUAUUUCACUCGUUGAGCUGUAGGACAGAAAGGAUUUCUGUGCAUCCAUGGAGGGAUUAUGGGAUGCCGGCUCCAUCUGCAUCAUCUCGGAUCUCGUCUCCUGCCCGAACCAGACCAACAGCACCAACUCCAGCACAACCGAGGGCUUCAUCUUGUCUCCUUAUUACCAGCACUCCCUGCCGACAGCCACGCUGUUCACGCUGGCGUAUCUCUUCAUCUUCCUGCUGUGCCUGAUGGGAAACGGUCUGGUUUGCGCGAUAGUCUUGAGGAACCGGCGCAUGAGAACCGUGACUAACAUCUUCAUCCUGAAUCUGGCCGUCAGCGACCUACUGAUCGGGAUCUUCUGCAUUCCCACCACGUUAGUGGACAACCUCAUCACAGGUUGGCCUUUCAGCAACACGGUCUGCAAGCUGAGUGGCCUGGUGCAGGGAACGUCCGUCUGUGCCUCAGUCUUCACUCUGGUUGCUAUCGCUGUGGACAGGUUUCGCUGCAUCGUUUACCCGUUCAAGCCCAAACUCACACUCUUUGUCGCGAAGGUGUCGAUUGGGACGAUCUGGGUGCUCGCGCUCACCAUUAUGUUUCCCUCAGCGUUAAUGUUGACUGUCGAGGAAGAAAGAAACCAUUUCCUGGUUUACAGUGACAACCACAACCGCACGUACCCGCUGUACUCCUGCUACGAGACCUGGCCCGACCCCGAGAUGAGGAAGGUGUACACGACGGUCCUGUUCGUGCACAUAUACGUGAUUCCCCUCGCGCUAAUCAUGCUAAUGUACGGCCGUAUCGGGGGGAAACUGUACGGCACAACCGUCCUUUCCAGCGCCGAGCCUGAAAUUCCUUCGCAGGCGAAAUGUCCCGCGUCUCAACGCAAGAUUCGAGUGAUAAAGAUGCUAAUAGUGGUUGCCCUGCUGUUCAUGCUAUCAUGGCUUCCGCUGUGGACGCUAAUGCUACUGACUGAUUACGCUCAUCCAGACGAGCUCAAUCUGGAGCUUCUAACAAGCUAUGUUUUCCCUAUCUCUCAUUGGCUAGCAUUCUCCAAUUCCAGCGUCAAUCCCAUUAUCUACGGCUACUUCAACGAGAACUUUAAGAGAGGCUUUCAAGCCGCGUGUCAGAAGCACGCUUGUUUCGGUAGCCGAAGGAAACGGCGAUUUAGCGUUAAACAGCCCAGGGUUGGAAGUCAGGGUUGUAGCCCGUUGAACACGGGAGUUAGCGGAAAACCACUCGGUUUGGGAACGCGGACAAACCAGAUCUUCGCCGAGAGCGAUCUCACCGGAUGCGUUCGCCUGGAGCUCGAGCAUCGGAGCGCUUCAGGAGACGACAAAGCCGAAGGUGGAAGUGGCGCCGUGUCUGUUAAAAGAAAAAGUCACUUCCAAGAUAUUGAGAAAGCAGGAAGUAAAAUAUAUAAUGCCUGGGAGCUUUGAAAACAAAUACAAAAUACAAACGUAAGAGUGUCGGACCCAAACUGUGCAACGAUCUCCCUCUUUCUGUAGGGUCAGUGAAGUCAUACCGUAAUUUAAGGCCAUGUUAAAGGGGUCAUAUAAUGCACUUUUACAAGUUGACUGUACUGAAAUGUGUGUUGGCAGUACAUGUACACACUCAUAUGAUACAAAUCCAUCCAGUGUUUUUGUUUUAGGCGCAAAUCAAGCACCGCAUCAUUUAUUGAAAUUCAAAUGAGAUGUAAUUUUUUAAGCGCAUCAAUAUUUGAAACAAUUGUUCUUAAAUAAAAUAUUUAAAUUCAAUUUGCUUAAUGUGCAAGUUUAAAAAAAAAAAAAAAUUCAACGAAUAUUCAAAAUUCAAAGUUGUAUUUGACCACCCUAUUGUGGACGGAGAGCGUUUUAUAAUGGAAACGCUUCUUUUAAAUUUAUCCAGAUUGAUUUAGAGAGCCUCCUUUUUGAAUGAAAUGGAGGAAAUAUUGUGUAGAUUAAGUGUGAUUUUGUGUAAAUAUUUUCAUUAAAAUGUGUGCAUCAACCGUCAGACUAGAUGUCAGUAUUUGCAUCAGACAUUGGUAAAUAUCAGGUGUUUGUCUGUGGGAAAAACAUUAUUAAUAGUACUGUUCAAAAGUCGCUCCUGCUCAAGAUUUUAUUUAUUUGAUCAGAAAUACAGUGAA